AUGGGCGCUGAUGAUGAAGAUUCACAGCCAUACUUCACCCGUGGCCGCCUCAGUCGUGGCCGUGGCCUCAGAAACAGUACCGGCUGUGCAACAUGUCGCCGCCGUCAUGUCAAGUGCGACGAGAGGAAACCCAUAUGCGGUGGAUGUGAGAGAACCAAACACAAUUGUCUUUACACACCAAGGCGGCCACCAAACAGAAAACGGUCCGAUCCUCCUCGAUCGCCUCGGUCUUCCAGUCCAUCAAACUCCGAGUAUCAGCCCGUCGUCUGUGAUGACGAGCCAGCUCCUCUACCGGCAGUAACGCUUGGAGAACCACACACAUCAAGCAUAGCGAGCGCUACCACAAUAGCACCGUCCAAUGACGAAGGCAUAGAUAGGUCUAAUCACGCCAGUACCGGCGAUAGACCAGCUUUCGAGCAAGACUCUCCAGAGCAAGUCGACGCGUUAUGCACAGGUAUCACACCACGUGGCACAGCACGCACGUCCAGCUCGUUCGGGGCAAACCUGGAGAACGCCACGGCCAUUUGGGUCGACCUGCUUCUCCAAGAUGCGGCCAUGCAAGAAAUCGAUUUCACCAACGUCAAUUUCGAAGAAGGCGUCGAUCUCUUUGCAAGUUCGGUCGUGCAAUCACCUGCUGUGGGGCGGAGUUUACCAAACACCAGUGGAGAAGGCCUCAGUCCUACGCCAUGCGCGUCACAUCCCCACUUGCAUGAGAGAUCUCCGACGCUCGAUGAAUACCAAUGCCUCGAGAAACAGGCUUGGCGAUCGGCGACGCCUCUACCAAUCCAGGCGCAGGAACAUGUUGUUUUCCAAAACUUUGUGCAACACAUUAGUAGAUGGAUGGAUCUAUUCGAGCCUAGACGCCCAUUUGGAACACUUGUCCCUCAACUUGCAAUGCAUAAUGUAGGGCUGCUCAAUGCCGUCCUCGCUCUGUCUGCACGUCACCUCUCUUUGAGUACACACUCAGACGGCACACAAAUUCGAGACCCCAACGACGCACUACGAUACUAUUACAAGACACUACACUAUAUCCAAGAGGCGAUGCAAUACGACACAUACAAAACGAGCCUCGAACUUCUCGCGACCAGCAUCACUGUAUCAGCGUACGAGAUGCUCGACGGCUCGAGACAAGAUUGGGAAAGACAUCUGAAAGGAGUCUUCUGGAUUCAACGCUCACAAGUCAUUCAUGGAGAUUCCAUGGGCUUAAAGCAAGCUGUCUGGUGGGCAUGGAUAUGCCAGGAUGUCUGGGCUGCCUUUCGCGAGAAGCGUCGUCCCUUUACUUUCUGGCGGCCACUAAAGACACUAGACGAUCUAGGCCCGUCUGAGCUGGCGGCGCGGUCAGUCUACUUCUUCGCUCAAGUGAUCGCAUUCUGCUCGUUUGAAGAGACCGAAGCGGGGAAGAAUGACCCUCACGCGAGAAUCUCGGCGGCUGAUGCCUUGAGAGAAAUGCUGGAAAACUGGAGGCGGCACCUGACGGCCGAGUUCCAACCACUCCCCUACCCGAGUUCUCCUGAUGACAUCUUCGAGCCGAUCUGGAUCAACCCUCCGGCAUUUGCGGUGGCUUUCCAAAUCUACUACUGCUCCCACAUCCUGCUCCUAAUGAAUGUACCCGUUCUAGGUGGACUUGAACAGUACACACAGCAGCGGAAGCGUCUGAUGGAAUGCGUCAAGAAAGUUUGUGGUAUCGGCGUGACACUGUCAGACUAUCCAUCGAGCGUUUUGUGCUCUCAGUGUCUAUUCAUCGUAGAGAACGGAAAUGCGUUUUAA
This is a messenger RNA of Colletotrichum scovillei, 1767 nucleotides long. RefSeq lists its product as uncharacterized. Lineage: Eukaryota; Fungi; Ascomycota; Sordariomycetes; Glomerellales; Glomerellaceae. Gene Ontology annotation, molecular function: transcription cis-regulatory region binding; zinc ion binding; DNA-binding transcription factor activity, RNA polymerase II-specific. The transcript has 7 exons. The record is from RefSeq and is a predicted model, not a curated record. Gene Ontology annotation, cellular component: nucleus. Bases 1 to 1767 code for a protein of 588 amino acids. Gene Ontology annotation, biological process: positive regulation of transcription by RNA polymerase II.